Molecule: messenger RNA, 3099 nt
Organism: Solea senegalensis (Senegalese sole)
Lineage: Eukaryota; Metazoa; Chordata; Actinopteri; Pleuronectiformes; Soleidae
Gene: rbm46
Product: RNA binding motif protein 46
Exons: 11
Coding region: 44-1726 (560 amino acids)
Cellular component (GO): nucleus
Molecular function (GO): mRNA binding
Source: RefSeq, a predicted model, not a curated record
CGUCAAUCAAAAUACCCCGGGGAGAGUCAAUUAGGAACGAUCGAUGGCAGGUGGGGACAGAGCGUCACACGUCAGACCGAUGGAGGGAAACUUGGGAAAUGUCGCUCUGCCGGUGGUUGAAAGCGAGCAGGAGCCGCGCGGCAUCAUGGACGAGUCUCUGCUCGGCUUGACAAAGCACUCGGGUUACACUGUUGUCCAGGAGAACGGGCAGAGGAAGUUCGGAGGACCACCGCCUGGCUGGGAGGGUCCGCCCCCACCGCGGGGCUGCGAGGUCUUCGUGGGGAAGAUUCCCCGCGACGUGUACGAGGAUCAGCUGGUGCCGCUGUUUGAGAGUGCGGGCAAGAUCUACGAGUUCAGGCUGAUGAUGGAGUACAGUGGCGAGAACCGCGGCUACGCCUUCAUCACAUAUGCUGACAGGGAAGCGGCCCAGCGAGCGAUCCAGACGCUGGACAACCACGAGGUCCGGCCGGGCCGUUUCAUCGGUGUCUGCGUCAGUCUGGACAACUGUCGCCUCUUCAUCGGCUCCAUCCCCAAAGACAAGAAGAAAGACGACAUCAUGAGGGAGAUGAAGAAGCUGACAGACGGCGUGGUCGACGUCAUCAUGUAUCCCAGCUCCACCGACAAAAGCAGAAACCGAGGAUUCGCCUUCGUCGAGUACAAAUCUCACAAAGCUGCAGCCAUGGCUCGCAGGAAGCUCGCGCCAGGAAGCUUCCAUCUGUGGGGUCACGCCAUCCAGGUGGACUGGGCGGAGCCUGAGAAGGACGUGGACGAGGAUGUGAUGCAGCGCGUCAAAGUUCUUUACGUGCGCAACCUGAUGCUGAGCACCACUGAGGAGACUCUGCGCCACGAGUUCUCCCACUUCAAACCGGGCUCCGUGGAGCGCGUCAAGAAGAUCACCGACUACGCAUUCAUCCACUACCGCCACCGUGACGACGCCGUCGCUGCGCUGCAGUUAAUGAACGGAGCCAGGGUGGACGGCGCCACCGUGGAGGUGCUGCUCGCCAAGCCCACGGGCAACAGAGAAGGAGGCGUGGCCAGCAACAGGAAGGUCAGUGGAAGGACAAACACGGAAAACAGCGAAGGAGCGGGAACAGGAAGUGUGGCGCUGCACAGGAAGCACCGAGGCAUGAUGGGAGGAGCCGAGGACAUGUACUCACCGCCGAGACCAGUGUCCCUGCAACCUGGACUGGGAAGCCCCUUCUACUCAACAGCAGAAGCUGUGGACAGGAGUGUGUUCCCUCUGUUGCCCGGCACCUCCCUCUCUCCCACCAGUAUGCUGUCGCUGAACCACAGACAGUUCGGCUCGGCCGUGAGUCGACUCGACGUCUACUGCCGCAAACACUUCCUGUCCCCACCUGAGUAUCACCUGUUCUCCACCUGCGGACAAGACGGACAGCUGCGGCUCCUCUACAAGGUUGUGAUCUCAGCCACUCAGAGUGCCUACAUCCCUGACAGGCUGUGUACGCUGCUGGAGGACGCCAAAGAACUCGCUGCACAGACCGCACUGUGGAACCUGGACUCGUCCCUCCUGAGCCAGUCCUCCAGUGACUCUGAAAGCAGUCAGUCUCCUCCUGCCGCUCUGGGGGUCGUGACCUUUGGCAGCAGGGCCUUCCCCUCCUGCCUGUCUCCCCCCGCUCUCUCCCCCCUCUCGCCCCUAGCCACUCUGACUCCUCCUGCCUCACACACACAGAGACACUACGUCAGCUGCCAGUCUCCCCUGUACUGAAGGUCCUUGUCCUUGGCUCCAGAGAAAGACGAAGAAGAGUGUGAGCAGAACAGGCAGGAAUCUCUUUAUUCUCACAUGUUUUCCUUUAGCUGAAGUUCACAGCAUGACCUCUUGUUCUCCGUCUCCUCCUCCUCACCUUUGUCUUCCAUCGGUGUUUAGACUUCACAGAUAAAAUGCCUCCUAUCAACAUCUGUUAAAUGUCAGCCUCCUCUUCCUCCUCCUCCUCCUCGUCGUUCUCCUGUGUGGAGACAGACGUUCAGUUCCCAUGAUGCCUCAGCGGGAACAUGUGUCAUCCUCGCACCCACAAACGAAAUCAGUUUGAGCUGAAACACCGUGGUUUAGAUCACACUUUGACGACUUUAAGGAUUAUUUGCGUCGCUGUCGUUGAUUAAUUUAGACUCAUAAACUUAAAGACUCGUCUGUGUUCGGUGGUUUUCAGUCUGUGUUUUUUAGCUCCGUCAUAAGGCGCUCUGCCGUCGCCUCGGAGCGUUUGAUCAUUUGAACGAGUUAAACUUUCCCCUCGUUUGUCUGACGCUCUGCUCUUUUGAGACUUUAAAGGCUCUAAAAAAAAGGUCAUUUGUGGGAGGAAGAAAAAGUUGGAGGGGCUGAUUUGUCAUCAUUUAGAAUCAAAGGAGCAAAGAAACCACUUUUAUUUCUGUCGCUGAGGGAGAAGGCCGACGUUUUAAAGACCUUUGUGAGGAAAAAUCCCUGAAAAUGUGCUUCAUUUAAACCCAAGGAAAUAUUCAUGACUUUCUUUUAUGCGUAUACAUUUUACAUCCUCCAUUUUAGGUCGCGUGCUCCUGCACGUGUUCGGCCGUUUUCUGGAAUGAACUACAUGGAAAUAAUAAUAAUAAUAAUAAUAAUAAUAAUCGCAUUGAGUGAUUAUGAAAACGCUUCCACUCCUUCAAGAAUUAAUCACACUAAAAAUAACAGCUUAGAAUCUUACGUCAGACCUUUUUUUUUUAAAACCUCAAACAUUUCCCAAUAAAUCUUUGCAAUAAUGAACAAAAAGCUUCUUUCCCCCUGAAAUCUGCAGACAAAAUCUUCAUUUUAACACUGACGUUUACAGCAAACGCAGUCAUGUGGCGAGGAAGGAGGUGAAGGGGGACGAGAUGAAGUUCAUGUAAAAAGAGUUGAGGUCUUUUUAGUUGUUUAUAGUGCGUCACAAAUAUCUUGACGUGACGAUGUUUUACUGUGUUUUACUGCAGCUUCUUCAAGAGGCCAAUGAUUUUCUCUGGGUUCAUUAACACGUUUGAUGUUUGUUCAUGUCGUUUUAGUGCCCUUUAUUUUUAUUAGAAUGUCCUGAGAAUGUCCUUCAGAACCUAACAGUUUGUUUCAUUUUGUGUGUCUUUUUGGUGGUUUUCUGUCUCUUU